Molecule: messenger RNA, 4383 nt
Organism: Humulus lupulus (European hop)
Lineage: Eukaryota; Viridiplantae; Streptophyta; Magnoliopsida; Rosales; Cannabaceae
Exons: 5
Coding region: 1-4383 (1460 amino acids)
Source: RefSeq, a predicted model, not a curated record
AUGGCGAAGCGGAAGAAGCCGAUUCGUAAGCCUGAGAUUCUCACUAAUGAUCGGCUUAAGUUAGUGCAACAGGAGGUUGGGCUCGGCUCUGAGGGAGAUGCGGUCGCUGCUCUCGAGCAGGGUAAGGAAGCGCCUAGGGCUGGGAAUGUACAGGAUGGUUCGAUCGAUCAUGAGCGGGGCAAGGAAGUGCUAAGUCUUGGGUUUGUACAUGAGUAUUUGACAGAUCAACAGGGUAAGAAUUCCAAGCCUGCUGUAGUGGAGGACGAUGGUUUGGGUGCUGGGAGGAGUCAUGUCUCCUGGGCGGAUAAGAGUGAAGAAGAAGACAGAGUAACGGAAGAGCCGUUCCAGUCUGAUUCUCAGCGUCGAUGGCAGCAAUUCCGUUCGAACACAAUUUCAUUCUCUGAGCCGAAGUUAGAAUUCACUGAACCUCUCUAUAGGAAUGGGCAGAAAUUGGCUCAAGUGGAUGUCGAAGAGGUGCGGAUUCAGUCAGCGAACUGGAGCUCUGCAGUGGUUUGUAUGGUCCUUGGAGCUAUUCCUCCAAUGGCAGUGUUUGAAGGCUUCAUCAAGAGGGUUUGGGGUCAUCUUGGGAUUGUCCAAAUUUCCAGGAUGACUCUGGGGCUUACCUUGGUGAAAUUUAAUGAUGAAGCAACAAGAGACCAUGUACUUGAGAAUGGAGUUCUUCAAUUUGAUAGGAAACCUGUCAUUGUGAGGCCAUGGACAGCAGACCUUAGUGCGAUCCGUUUGAUUCUCUCAGUUCCGCUGUGGAUUCGUCUUCAUGAUCUGGGUUUGCAAUAUUGGGGGAGUAAAAGUAUUAGUGCUUUGGUUAGCACGAUUGGUAAACCUCUUUUAGUUGAUAAAUUUACUAAGGAUCGGUCUCGGGUUCCGUUUGCGAGGGUGUUGGUAGAGAUGGAAAUCACAGAUAAUCCUCCCCAUAGUUUUCAAUUCAUCAAUGAACAUGGUCAGGUGGUUGAGCAAGGAAUAGAGUAUGAGUGGCUUCCUACAAAGUGUAAGAGCUGCUCGGGUUUUGGGCAUACAAUGGCUGAUUGUCGAAAAGAACAUAAGGCAGUUUGGGUGGAGAAAGCUCACUCUAAGGUCGAGAAUUCUCUUGACAAACAAGAGUUAUCAGAGGGACCUAAGGAGGUGAUAACUGAGGAGGUAAUUGGGGGGUCUAAACAGAUAGAAGCCUUAGAUAAAGGUAAGGGUGAUCCUUCUCUUUCGGUGGAGACUGAUCCGGGGCUGAAGCAACACAGGGAUGUAAAGUGGUUAACUCCAAAGCGAGUUAGCUCUCAGAGACAGGGCCAAGGUGCUGGGAGUUCUUUUAUGGCUGUGGCGGUUCAUCAUCAGAAAAACCAGGGGCUGAAUAAGGUGAAUAAACAGGGUUCUGUUCAAGAAGUUUUUAAGAAGAAUAAUAUUGGUAUUAGUGGUCUUUUGGAGACUAAAUUACGUGGGAAAAAACUUGGUGAAUUUAUGGAGCAUAAAUUCCCUAACUGGGAGUUUUAUUCUAGUCCAGUAACUGAGGGCAGAUUGUUAAUUCUUUGGCGGAAAGGGAUAGCGCGUUUGAUUAUUUUGGAAGACACUCCUCAGUUGGUUCAUUGUCAAGUUAAUUGGGUUGGUCAUCAGGAGGUUUUCUUUGUUUCUUUUGUGUAUGGAUUCAAUUCAGUGGAAAAUAGAAGGAGUCUUUGGCAAGAUUUAACUCGUAUUUCGGGUUCAGUCAAAGCGUGGUUGGUUCUUGGGGACUUUAACGCUCCCUUUUCAGGAGGUGAUAGGUCAGGAGGCAGUGUUAUCUCUAGUUCCGAGCUGGCUGAUUCUAUUGAUUGGAAGAAUAAUGCUAAAACUGAGGCUAUCAAGAGCAUAGGCUCUUUUUUCACGUGGACAAACAACCAGGCAGGCUUAGCUAGAAUUUAUUCUAAAAUUGAUCAUGCCUUUAUUAAUGAGGAAUGGCUGGAUAAGUUUCCUCAAUGCAUGGCUGUGUUUCAAUGGGAGGUGGUGUCUGAUCACUGUUCUUGCUUAAUUUUGAAUUUGCCCUUGAAAUUGAUGGGAACAAAGUUGUUCAGAUUUUUCAAUUUAUGGGUUAAUCACCCUGAUUUCAAUCACCUGGUUAUGGAAAGUUGGAGAGUUCCUGUUCUUGCUACUGGUUUAAAGGCUAUUUUUAUAAGGUUAAUUCGGCUGAAACAUCAACUUAAGAAGCUCAAUAGGGACAGAUUUGGAGAUAUUGGCGCCUGUUACCAAUCAGCUCUUGAGGCUCUUCAAACGGCUCAAUUAAAAGCUCAAGAGAACCCUCAUAAUCUUCAGUUGCAAGAAGUGCUUAAGGACAGAGCUUCCGAUUACCACUAUCAAGGCAUAUUUAUCAUAGCUUUCUUGUCCAGAGAAAGGAAAGCAGAUAAUUCCAUUGUGUCUGUUAUUAAUGAACAAGGCUUGCUGGUAGAUAAUGGCAAGGAGGUGGUAGACCAUUUUGUUAAGCAUUUCCAAAAUCACCUUGGUAGUUCAAGCUCAGCUACAGGGAUUGUUAAUCAAAACAGUAUAGCUACUGGUUCUAAACUUUCAGUGGAUCAGCAACUUUACCUCCUUAAUCCCUUUACUAUUAAGGAAAUUAGAGCUGCUUUGUUUAAUAUCCCUAGUACUAAAUCUCCUGGUCCGGAUGGGUAUGGCUCUGGCUUCUUUAAGGCUAUGUGGAAGGAUAUUGGCCAAGAUAUUUGCUCAGCAAUUCAACAUGGUUUUUCUUCUGGUCAGUUCCCAAAAGAGCUUCAUGAAACAACUUUAUCCUUGAUCCCUAAAGUGGUUAAUCCAGCUAGAGCCUCUGAUUAUAGACCUAUCGCGUGUUGUUCGACCUUGUAUAAGGUCAUGGCUAACUUGCUUUGUUCUCGGCUAGCAGUGGUGCUUCCCUCUCUCAUUCAAUCUAACCAAGGUGCGUUUGUUCGUGGUAGAUGUAUUGCGCAUAAUAUCAUGAUUCUGCAGGACUUGAUUAAGAAUUAUGGUAGAGCUCUCACCUCUCCUCGUUGUGCGAUCAAAAUUGAUCUUAGCAAGGCUUAUGACACGGUGGAUUGGCAGUUUUUGGAAAACCUCUUGAAGGCCUACUGUUUUCCUAUGAAGUUUAUAGGCUGGGUAAUGAAUUGCAUUAGGAAUACUUCUUAUUCCUUAUUGAUAAAUGGUCGUGUGCAAAGUAGUUUCAAGGGGAAAAAAGGUCUGCGUCAAGGGGAUCCGAUGUCCCCUCUUCUCUUUGUUCUCAUCAUGGAAUACAUGACUAGGUGUUUGCAAUUGGAUGCCAGAUCUCCUUCUUUUCGGUUUCAUCCUAUGUGUAAGAGCUUGAAACUCAUUAAUUUGUGUUUUGCCGAUGAUGUGAUUCUGUUUUGCAAGGGCUCUUGUAUGGCUGUUAAUGUUCUUAAGGAAUCUCUUAGAAAAUUUAGUGAGGAUUCUGGUCUAUCUAUUAACACCAAGAAGUCCCAUAUUUAUUUUGGAGGGGUGUUGACAGAGGUGAAGAGUGAGAUUCAGCAGCUACUUCAACUUCCAGCAGGGUCUUUCCCUCUUCACUAUCUUGGAGUGCCUUUGAGGCCUACCAAAUGGAAGCACGUAGACUGUGAAGUUAUAAUUCAAAAGAUGAGAACUAAGCUUUUUUCUUGGUCUAGUAAACACCUUUCUUAUGCUGGCCGAUUACCGGUUAUUCAAUCUGUUUUAUUCGGUUUGAGGAAUUUUUGGAUGUCAGUGUUCAUUCUGCCUCAAAGCAUAGUUAAAGAGGUUGAGAAAUUAUGUAGACAGUUUGUGUGGGGAGCCUCUGGAACUCGAAGCAAGCUUCACUUGGCUUCUUGGCAUCAAGUUUGCAUGCCUAAGGCUUAUGGUGGGUUUGGUCUUAGGGAUGGAGCUAGCUGGAAUAGAGCUUUGCUGGCUAAGUAUGUGUGGGCAGUUGCAACUAAGCAAGACUCUUUGUGGGUUAAAUGGGUCCAACAUGUGUAUCUAAAAGGGGCUAACUUUUGGGACUAUGGAUUGAAGCAAGACUCUAGCUGGUAUUGGCGUAAACUCUGCUACCUCAGGAAGAGAUUCAGUGAGCAUGAGAUUUUGGCUGCUGGCUGUUCUGGGAGUUUCAGACCAUCUAAACUGUACAACAGCACCCUAAACCAGCAUCUUGCUGUCUAUAAAAAAGUUGUUUGGUGUCGCACCUCUCUCCCUAAACACAGGAUUCUAUUAUGGAUGGUGGUCAAUUCUUUUCUCCUAACUAGAGACAACUUAACCAGGUGUAAUAUUCCUAUUGAGAGCACUCUCUGCCCGCUGUGGUUUACCAAAUUUGGAGGAAUAGAAACAGAUGCAUCUAUGAUGGUUAUUCUCUUUCAGCAAACUUUUUGCUCUUGUGUUGUAAUUACUUGUUUGUUCAAUGAAGCUAUUUCUUCUUGA